AUGAUUGAAAUGCGGUCAAUAAGUCGUGUGAUAAGUCGCGUUUUGUUCCGCCCCAGAAUAUUUCCAGCAUCCACUGCUUCGAUCUCUCCUCGCGAAAUUGUUGAUGAGGAGGCUUGUCCAGUUUACAACCCUAAAUACUUUUACCCAGCUAAACCUGGUGAAAUUCUUUCUAAUCAUUAUCAAUUACUGGUUAAGAUUGGUUGGGGAACGCGUUCGACGGUAUGGCUUGCGCGAGAUAACACAAGAUAUCGAUGGCAAUCUGAACGUUUUAUAACACUGAAAAUAAUAAAUAAUCGCGAUGCCGAUGACGCUGAUCAUGAGCGUGACAUUGAAGAGCACAUUGGACGACAAACCGUGUCACAUCGCGGCCGUGGCAUUGUCCGAACCUGUCUCGAGAGCUUUGAGGUGGUCGGGCCUGUGGACCGCCAUCUAUGUUUGGUCUAUGAACCUCUGCGAGAGCCACUCUGGAUUCUCCAAAAACGUUUUGUCAACCAGAAACUCCCUCUGCCGAUUGCUAAAGCAUAUAUCUUCAUCCUUCUCGCUGGCCUCGACUUUCUCCACUCAGAAUGCAAGCUUGAUAACAUUCUCAUGACCUUCGAGAACGAAGAUAUUCUCCCCAAGUUCAUUAAAGAGCAUUCCACUACCAUGCCUAUUGAAUACAAAUUAGAUUCGGAUACUAACAGAGCAGUCUACCGCUGUCACAACGACUUCGGGCCCCUUGACUGGAGGGAGUUGAGGAAAAUGAUCCCGAAAAUUGCCGAUUUUGGUUUGGCAAGUCGACUUCAUAGCGAAAUGGAGACGGGAGAAGAAGUUGGCAUUUAUCCCAUACAGCCAGAUCCCUAUCGUGCUCCCGAAGUUGUACUAGGUUGCGGUUGGGGGUUUAGUGCUGAUAUAUGGAAUUUUGGAGUCUUGAUAUGGAAUAUUCUCGAACGCACAGACCUAUUCUGUCAUGUUUAUGAUAGUCAAGGCCGUUAUGAUGCGAAAGCACAUAUAGCGGAGAUGAUUGGGCUGCUUGGGCCGCCUCCCAAGGAAUUGCUUGACAAGUCCAAUGCAAUGGCACAACACAAGUGGCCAAAUUUUAUACAAAACGAUGCCGGAAAACAUUGCAGCAAUAUGCGAGACUUCUUUGGCGGGCCAUUUUUUGAUGACAAGGGAAAUUUCCUCCACGAUGAACUAGUACCUGCCCGAAGCCUUAAAGAUACAAUCCCAUCUUUAGAAGAGGACGAAAGACAAGCCUUCUUGUCUUUUGUCAGUCAAAUGCUUACCUGGCUUCCAAAGGAAAGAAAAACGGCCCGGCAAUUAAUGGAGCACCCAUUUCUUAAUGGUGAAUAG
This is a messenger RNA of Talaromyces rugulosus, 1332 nucleotides long. RefSeq lists its product as uncharacterized. Gene Ontology annotation, biological process: regulation of mRNA processing; spliceosomal complex assembly; protein phosphorylation. Gene Ontology annotation, molecular function: ATP binding; protein kinase activity. The transcript is spliced from 5 exons. Lineage: Eukaryota; Fungi; Ascomycota; Eurotiomycetes; Eurotiales; Trichocomaceae. Bases 1 to 1332 code for a protein of 443 amino acids. The record is from RefSeq and is a predicted model, not a curated record.